AUGCUGCUCGUCGCACCCGAAAAAAUGGCGGCCUACGGAGUCGAGAUUACAUUAGCCAUCAGAAAUGCUCGAUUUUACCCGUCGGCAGAUGGCGUACGCAUCGGAGUGUUCAGUUUGGAUAAGGAAUCGGAAAUUGUUGAACAAGUGGCCGAAACGGAAACGAUUUAUGGACAAGCCGACUCGUGUUUUCAAGAAAAACUGAACUUGAAUUUUAGAUUUGAGAAGUUGCAAAGGUUUCGAGCGAUAAUGUAA
Molecule: messenger RNA, 252 nt
Organism: Caenorhabditis remanei
Lineage: Eukaryota; Metazoa; Nematoda; Chromadorea; Rhabditida; Rhabditidae
Exons: 2
Coding region: 1-252 (83 amino acids)
Source: RefSeq, a predicted model, not a curated record